Onychostoma macrolepis is the source of this 1668-nucleotide messenger RNA. RefSeq names its product immediate early response 5 (gene ier5). The record is from RefSeq and is a predicted model, not a curated record. The transcript has a single exon. NCBI's taxonomy places the organism in Eukaryota, Metazoa, Chordata, Actinopteri, Cypriniformes, Cyprinidae. Bases 325 to 1155 code for a protein of 276 amino acids.
GUUAAAAAUAGAAACGGUCUCAUUCCUCCCUAGACCAUUGUUGGGUGCUGGAGAGAAUGUGCGAGGUAUUCAAAACUCCUACACUCACCCUAUAACACAAAUAUUGUAUUUUGUGAAUGAUAAUGAGGAUUGUGUCAACAAAAUACGGGACGAUUUGAUCUACAGGAGGGAGAAAAAAAACUACUUGGACGUUAUUUAUUAACGCGUUUCCGCGUCGGUGGCCAAUUCGCAGCAGCGGUUUGAGGAGAAUCCUGAGAGGAAAUCAAACGCGGAACGCCCGGCGAACUUUGCACCUCUGUGAACUUGACCGUAUCGAUUCCAGCCAUGGAAUACAAAGUGGAAGCCCAUCGGAUUAUGAGCAUUUCCUUAGGGAAAAUCUACAACUCACGCGUUCAACGAGGCGGCAUUAAACUGCAUAAAAACCUCUUGGUUUCGCUGGUCCUCCGCAGCGCGCGUCAGGUCUAUCUGAGCGACUACUACAGCGGCGCGUGCCUGAACGCUGCUCAGAGCGAGCGCGAAGGGAACGAAUGGGACAUUACGGACUCGGAGCGGGAGAAAUUCCCUCCCUCUACAACGGAAUGUGACCGAAUAGAGAGCUCUGAGGAACCUCAACAGAACGAGCGGCCCGAGAAAGAGCGGGAAUAUCGCGAAAACGACGAUGAAGUGAAAUCAGACCAGGCGGAUUGUACUUCCACUUUACAACAAGAGCAAAAGCAAAACUCUUCGUUGGACUCUGUGGCAAAGGUUUCAUCUGAAACACCGCCGGAAACCAUUGACGAACCCAAGGAGAGUCCCUCAGUCAGUACAGUAGCAGAAAGCGACUCAUCGCCUGAAGCGGACGGGGAAUCACAUCAACCACCCAAAACGCACGUUUGUUCAAACAGGAAAAGAAGCGCCGAGAAGACGGAAAGUGGCGAUUUGCCUCAAAAAAGGACCAAAGUUGCCUCCUCAAAUGCUAAAGAGGACGAGGAAGCCGAGGAAAUGGACACAAGUAACGUGUCCAACCUCAUUACGAUAUUUGGUUCCAGUUUCUCAGGACUUCUCAGCAAAGACGGUGCUAAACCUGAGUCUGAAGCAGAGGAUAGUGGACAAAUCUGCUGCGACCAAAUGUUGAAGAACCUUAACCCUUGGAGUACAGCGAUAGUAGCUUUCUAAUAACUGUAUUGCACGGCACUGUACUUCUUAUCCGGGUUGAUCUGAGCGCAUUGGUAACACGUGCUCAGGCCCAACAUCGUAGUGUGGGACUUCCCAGCAAGCAUGAGUGGUGCUACCAAAGUACGAGCUCAGUUUGGCCUGUAAGAUGUCCGGGCAUGCCUUUCUAGUGAAGGAGGUAUCUGAAUGCUGGUGCUACUACUUGGGAUCUACUACAGUCCUUGAAGUGUUGAACUCUCAGACAUUUUAAAGCCAUGUGAGCGAGUGGUAUUACAACAUAUGCAAAUGUGUCAUGAAGGUCAAUGUUACAUUGUCACUGAACCGAUUCAGGGUCGAUCACACCAAAUUUGACUGUACGAGGUUUAGGCCACUGUUUUAACGUCUUUGUUUUAAAAAGACCUGUACAUUUUGUAAUAUUCGAGUGUGUAUAUAUUGUUUGUCGCAUUCUGAAUCUAUGUAUUUUGGUAUCAUGACAAUUUACGUGGUGCUCACGUAUUAAAAAAAUGUGAAAUGACA